Molecule: messenger RNA, 1122 nt
Organism: Toxotes jaculatrix (banded archerfish)
Lineage: Eukaryota; Metazoa; Chordata; Actinopteri; Toxotidae
Product: adenosine receptor A1
Exons: 3
Coding region: 1-1122 (373 amino acids)
Biological process (GO): G protein-coupled adenosine receptor signaling pathway
Cellular component (GO): membrane; synapse; dendrite
Molecular function (GO): G protein-coupled adenosine receptor activity
Source: RefSeq, a predicted model, not a curated record
AUGAAGACUCUGGAGAGACUCAUCCUGAAGCAGCUCCAGCCUAUGGUCCAACCACUGUUGGACCCCCUUCACUUUGCCUACCAGCCCCAUCUUGGAGUGGACUACGCCAUCAUCUACCUCCUCAACCAAGUCUACACCCACAUGGACAAGCCGGCGAGCACUCAUGUGGACAUUAUGUACAUCUCCGUUGAGACAGCUAUUGCCCUGGUCUCUGUGCUGGGGAAUGUGCUGGUGGUGCUGGUGGUGUGUGUGAACCGGUCUCUCCGCAACACCACCUUCUGCUUCAUUGUGUCUCUGGCCGUGGCUGACAUCGCUGUGGGAGUUUUGGUCAUCCCUCUGGCUAUUAUCCUCACUCUGGAAUUUAACAUUCAGUUCUACACCUGCCUCUUCCUCUCCUGCCUGCUGCUGAUUAUCACUCAGAGCUCCAUCCUCUCCCUGCUGGCUAUUGCUAUUGACCGAUAUCUCAGAGUCAAGAUUCCCACCAGGUACAGCAUCAUAAUGACCCAGAGGAGAGCAUAUGUGGCAGUUUGUCUGUGCUGGAUCGUCUCCUUCCUCUCUGGAUUGGUUCCAAUGAUUGGAUGGAAUAACUACAAUGGCCAAGAAAACUACAACAAUUCCAGCGAGAUUUCCUGCAAAUUCACCAGAGUCAUGAGGAUGGACUACAUGGUGUACUUCAAUUUCUUUGGUUGGGUGGUGGUACCCCUGACCAUAAUGAUUGUUCUGUAUGCAGAGAUCUUUAGGGUGAUCCGGCGGCAGCUUAACCAACGCGCUGAGGCCACUUGUGAUGGAGACAGGUACUAUCGCAAGGAACUGAAGCUGGCCAAAUCCCUGGCUUUGGUGGUCUUCCUCUUUGCUGUGUGUUGGCUGCCUAUACAUAUUGUGAACUGCAUCGACUUCUUCUGCCCAAACUGUUCCAUACCCAAGCCUGUCACAUACAUAGGGAUUUUCAUGUCCCACGUGAACUCAGCCCUUAACCCAAUGGUUUAUGCAUUCAGGAUAAAACGGUUCCAAGUCACGCUAUUCCAGAUCAUUCGCCGUUGCAUGCUGUGUAAACCCACGGUGCCCACCCCGUGCCCCACCGACACUCCAGUCAUGACAGAUAAAGUGGAUGGAAACCGGUAA